AUGCAGGACAUACUUACUAGCUUUUUCAUAUUUUGCAUUGCUUCAUCUCAGUUGCUUGGUAUUGUGUACAGCAAAACAACAUUUGAUGUUGUCAAAUUUGGUGCUGUUGGAGAUGGCCAAACUGAUGAUACCGAAGCUUUUGUAAAAGCAUGGACAGCCUUAUGUGGAGCAGCUGCAGCUGGUGAUGACGUACCAGCACUUAUCAUACCAGGGAGAAAAACAUUCUUAUUGCAGCCCUUGGAAUUUGAAGGUCCCUGCAAAUCAAAGAGUGUUCAUGUUCAGGUCUUGGGUAAUUUGGUGGCACCCAAAACACCCGAUGCAUGGAAAGUGUGUCCACCACAUAGUUGGCUUGUAUUUAGAAAAGUGGGCAAUCUUAUAAUCGACGGUUCAGGAAAAAUCGACGGCCAGGGUUCAACUUGGUGGGAGGCUCUACACUUCCUCCGAUGUGAUCAUCUUCGAUUGAGUGGACUUACCCAUAUAAACAGCCCAAGAUCUCAUAUUGGUAUAAGCACAAGCAAUGACGUGGAUAUCUCCCAUCUGACUAUAAUUGCACCUGAUGAAAGUCCAAACACUGAUGGAAUUAACGUCACAAACUCAACCUAUGUCAAUAUUCAUGACUCUAAAAUUGGAACUGGUGAUGACUGCAUUGCAAUCAGUUCUGGUUCUUCCAAUGUUAGGAUAGCCAAGAUUGCGUGCGGACCAGGUCAUGGAAUUAGUGUGGGGAGCUUAGGAGCAGAUGGGGCUUAUGCUGCAGUGGAAAAUAUAUACGUGAGAGAUUGUAGUUUUAAUGGAACUCAAAAUGCAGCAAGAAUCAAGACAUGGCCGGGUGGAUCCGGAUAUGCCAGGAAUAUAACCUUCGAGAACAUCACACUUACCGCAACUAAAAACCCCAUCAUUAUUGACCAACAAUACUGUAACGGUGCUCACAAUUGCCCAAAGAAGAGCAAAGCUGUGCUGGUGAGCAAUGUGAGAUUCACUGGUUUUAGAGGAACUUGUGUUAAUGAGGAGGCCAUCAAAUUAGACUGCAACCAAAUUUGGGGUUGUCAAAACAUUGAACUGGUGAAAAUUAAUAUCACCUCAACGGUUCCAAGUAAGAAGGUUUAUGCAAGUUGCAACAAUGCCAAAGGAAAUUCCGGCUCUACUGUGCCCACUGUAUCUUGCCUCAAGUAUCCCACUCGUCCAUUCAUCUAA
This is a messenger RNA of Prunus mume (Japanese apricot), 1191 nucleotides long. The record is from RefSeq and is a predicted model, not a curated record. NCBI's taxonomy places the organism in Eukaryota, Viridiplantae, Streptophyta, Magnoliopsida, Rosales, Rosaceae.